Molecule: messenger RNA, 870 nt
Organism: Populus euphratica (Euphrates poplar)
Lineage: Eukaryota; Viridiplantae; Streptophyta; Magnoliopsida; Malpighiales; Salicaceae
Exons: 1
Coding region: 1-870 (289 amino acids)
Biological process (GO): shoot system development; root development
Source: RefSeq, a predicted model, not a curated record
AUGGUUGUCUCUCCAAUCUGUCCCAAAACCAGCUUACAUGCUCGAUCCAACAGUCUACCCUCAAGACCACACCCCAUCAUUUCAGAAUUUGAUGAGCAUGUUAGCCGAGUAAGAGAUUCACAGGGUACCUCUACAUCAUUUUCAUCAUCAAUAGGCCACAAACUAAGUAUCCUCCAGGAUUUGUAUGAUUCUGUUGAUAAAUUCCUACAGCUGCCACUUACACAACAAGGAUUAGCAGGAGAAAACAAUCAGAAAUGUACUGAUGAGAUCCUAGAUGGAUCUCUCAGGCUCUUGGACGUUUGCAACUCUGCCAAAGAUGCACUGUUGCAAUCGAAAGAAUACAUCCGCGAGCUUCAAUCGGUUAUUCGCAGAAGACAAGGAGGUCAUGAUAGCGAGAUCAGGAAAUAUAUAGCAUCCAGGAAAGUAGUAAAGAAGAAGAUAAAAAAGACCUUGAAGAACUUGAAGGGCAUUGAAAACAAGAGCACCUUCUCUAGUGAAGACCUUGAGAUUGUUACCGGGAUUGGCAUGUUAAGAGAGGUUGAGUCCAUCAGUCUCGCCGUGUUCGAAUCAUUGUUGUCCUUCAUUUCUGAACCAAAGUCAGAAGCAAAGAAAAGCGGGUGGUCAUUGGUUUCCAAAUUGCUACACCACCAAAGAAUAGCAUGCGAGGAAGAAGAAAUAAAUGUGAACGAAUUUGCAAUGGCUGAUGCUGCAUUGGAAUGUCUUAUCAGUUGCACAAUAGAUAAGACGAUGAAUGUGCAAAAGAAGCUAAGCAGCUUGGAGUUGUGCAUUGAAGAUCUUGAAAAUGGAAUUGAAGGCCUCUACAGGCGCAUGAUCAAAACUAGAGCCUCCUUUCUCAACAUUUUCAUUUAG